This is a messenger RNA of Polistes canadensis, 1730 nucleotides long. Its product is annotated as serine protease 52. The transcript has 6 exons. The coding region runs from base 143 to 1477 and encodes 444 amino acids. Gene Ontology annotation, molecular function: serine-type endopeptidase activity. NCBI's taxonomy places the organism in Eukaryota, Metazoa, Arthropoda, Insecta, Hymenoptera, Vespidae. Gene Ontology annotation, biological process: proteolysis. The record is from RefSeq and is a predicted model, not a curated record.
AAGUGGUAGGGAUUCCUCAAGUUCAGCUGAGACAGUGCUACGGUGUGGAGAACUUUUACUGUCGGUCGUCAGAUUCUACAAAACUCGUAUCGAAAUUCUUCUUUCUUAUUUUAAAUCAUUUCAACUGUAUAAAUCAUAAACCAUGAAGAAGACAUUGUUAACGUUGUUGGGUCUGAUUGGUCUAAGUUUAGCCAUACCACGUCCGCAAGGAGACAAUUUAGAUAAUUUGAUAAGCAAUGUUUUUGGUAGACCACCAUCCUCGACUCCACCAACACCAUCAAAUACAAAUGGAGAUUUGGAUAGCCUUAUAAAUAAUAUUUAUGGUAGAAAUAAUAUCAGCACAUCACCGACUACUAUUCUUGGAAUAACAAAUCAACCUAUUAAAACAAACAGCGGUUGUGAUUGCGUUCCUUAUUAUCAAUGCAAGAAUGGUACAAUUUUGGACAAUGGAAUCGGCAUCAUUGAUAUCAGGUCCAGUUUUAACGAAAGAUUAGGAGCAUCGGAUGGGCCUUGUGAAAAUUAUUUGGACGUAUGUUGCACACCACCAAAUCGUGUGGUAGAUAAAGGAGAUUAUAGUACACCACCACCACCACAACCACAACCAAAUCCAAAUCCAAAUCCAACGGUAAGGACGAAAUGUGGUCAGAGACAUGCUAAAGGUGUUGGUUUUAGGAUUAUUGGGGAUACCAAUAACGAAGCACAGUUUGGUGAAUUCCCAUGGAUGGUAGCAAUACUUAAAGAACAAACUAUUGGACCAAAUGGAAAGAAAUUGAACGUUUAUCAAUGUGGUGGUGCACUGAUUACUCCAAAAGCUGUCCUAACAGCAGCACACUGUGUAAAAGAUGUAAAACCUUCAGAACUUCGAAUACGUGCCGGUGAAUGGGACACCCAAACCAGCAAUGAAAUUCUUCCAUAUCAAGAUCGUUCGGUUGACAAAAUUACGGUACACGAACAAUUCCAUGCCGGUGCACUUUACAACGACGUCGCUGUGGUAUUUCUUUCUCAACCUGUUGACAUAGCUGAGAACGUUGACAUCGUUUGUCUACCUGAUAAUAACGAUGUCUAUGACGGAAGUAAAUGUUUUGCCAGUGGUUGGGGCAAGGAUGUCUUUGGUAAGGAAGGCCAUUAUCAGGUGAUUUUGAAAAAAGUUGAAUUACCUAUUGUACCUCAUGAUACUUGUCAAAAUAUUUUGCGUAACUCAAGAUUAGGCAAAUAUUUCGUAUUGGAUCGUACUUUCAUUUGUGCUGGCGGUGAAAAAGGAAAAGAUACUUGCAAGGGUGACGGUGGAAGUCCAUUGGUCUGCCCAUUAAAGCAAAAUCCUAAUUAUUAUGUUCAAACUGGAAUAGUUGCAUGGGGUAUUGGCUGUGGUGAAGACGGAACUCCGGGAGUUUAUGCUAACGUUGCCGAACUUAAACAUUGGAUCGACGAACAAAUUGUUUUUAACAAUUUGGAUAAUACCGUUUAUCAAUACAACUAAUUUUAAAAGAGACUGACUAUUUCCUUUUACUUUUUAUCAGUUACUAUUGCUUUUUAUUUCUUUUUAGUUUUUCUUUGUUCAUUCCUCUUGUAUUUUAGCAAAUAAUUUUUUUUUUUUCUACAUCCAAAUCAUUUUUUUCUAUCGACAAUUUAUACACUUGUAUUUGUACAUCUCGUAUGUAACAAUGUAUUCCGUAUUAGACAAUAUAUUAAUCAUUGCUUUUCUGACGAAAUAAAACAGAAAAUGAUCGGUA